AUUACUAAAUAUAACGGCCAGGAACUAACGGCUAUUGCUUCAUUUCCUGUGGAAGAGCAAGUCAUAUUUCCAUCAGUUUAUUAAAAAAAAAACAAGCAAGAAAAUCAAAUUACUUUCACGAUGUUUAUGGUUUUGUGUAAUAAAUGCUUUUGGCCAAAAACUGUUGAGAACAAAAACAAAUUUUACUUGUCAAAUUGUGGACAUAUCUAUUGCGAGCAGUGCGUGCCUACAGGGCCAUGUCACUUAUGCAACCAGCCUUACGUAUCUCGAGUGGUCGAUGCCAAUAUGAGUAAAGCAAUGGCAGUUUAUUUUGAAUCACCUAAUAGUUCAUUUCGACGGUUCCAAAAAAUUGUACAGUUUCAAACAAUGCAGGACUCAUUGUUUGCUCAACACUGGGUCAAUUUCAUGCCAACACAAAUACAGGAAUCAAAGAAAAGACUUGAUGGUAUGACAAGAAUCGAUGCACAUAUAAACGAGAAAAUAGAGCACGAAACUAAGAGAAUCGAGAAACUCAAAGCAUAUUUAUCUUACAAAAAGUACGGUGUACAAGAUCCUCAUCAGAGACAUCAGCGACCGGCACGUGGACGGUCAUCAACUUCAGCUUACACCAACAAAUAUACCACACCUUUUAACAAAUAUCAAUUGCCUAAAACUCCAACCAUAAGCUCUGUAUCGGGCGCCACAUCAUCAAGCGCAAAUUGUACAAGAAGUACAAAUUUGAGUAGGCAAAGUGAUACUUUUAUGGAACAUCAGCGAAAUAAAUUCACAAUUUGAAACUCUAAUAUUAGGUUUAUUUUUGGUGAAUGCGAGUAUUUAAUUUAAGUGACUCCAUAAAUUCAUUUCCUUUCCGGUUAUCUUAAGACCUAU
Ceratitis capitata (Mediterranean fruit fly) is the source of this 867-nucleotide messenger RNA. Its product is annotated as RING finger protein 212B-like. The coding region runs from base 121 to 774 and encodes 217 amino acids. Gene Ontology annotation, cellular component: synaptonemal complex. The transcript has a single exon. Gene Ontology annotation, biological process: reciprocal meiotic recombination; protein sumoylation; homologous chromosome pairing at meiosis. The record is from RefSeq and is a predicted model, not a curated record. Lineage: Eukaryota; Metazoa; Arthropoda; Insecta; Diptera; Tephritidae. Gene Ontology annotation, molecular function: SUMO transferase activity.